This is a messenger RNA of Rubroshorea leprosula, 1851 nucleotides long. The record is from the annotation of a GenBank genome assembly. NCBI's taxonomy places the organism in Eukaryota, Viridiplantae, Streptophyta, Magnoliopsida, Malvales, Dipterocarpaceae.
CUCUCGGGGGUUAACGAAAGUUUUCUUUUUUCCAUCCGGUGGAAAAAGGCGGAGGGAAGACUGACACAACACCUAUGACUCAGUGCUCACAAGCGAAUGUGAUCCAGAAUUGAUGAUUCUAGGUGCACGAUACAAAAACUUUGAAUCAAAAGCAGAAAACUUAAAGAAGAAUUCGAAAUGGGUUUGAUCGAAUUCGUGAAAUCAAUCAACUGGGAGCAGGAAGCAUACCCAAGUUAUGAGGAUUUCGCUGUUCUUCCUUUCUUUGCUCUCUUCUUGCCAUCCGUUCGAUUCUUACUCGAUAGAUUCGUGUUUGAGAAAGCAGCUAGACGAUUGAUUUUCGGAAAGAAACACCAGGUAUCAGAUGUCAAAACAAUUGAGGGAAGGAAAAAGAUUAGAAAAUUUAAGGAGUCAGCUUGGAAAUGUAUUUAUUUUCUUUCUGCAGAGCUUCUAGCUCUCUCUGUGACUUAUGAUGAGCCCUGGUUUACAAAUACUAGAUACUUUUGGGUGGGGCCAGGAAAUCAGGUCUGGCCUGAUCAAAAACUGAAGUUAAAAUUAAGGGGCCUCUACAUGUAUGCUGCUGGAUUUUAUACAUACUCCAUAUUUGCUUUAAUCUUUUGGGAAACAAGGCGUUCUGACUUUGGGGUGUCCAUGGGUCAUCACGUUGUAUCAGUCAUCCUCAUUGUGCUGUCUUACGUAUUUAGAUUUGCUCGCGUUGGUUCAGUAGUUUUAGCAAUUCACGAUGCUAACGAUGUAUUUUUGGAGGUUGGGAAGAUGUCCGUAUACAGUGGAGCUGAAACACUUGCUAGCUUGUCACUUAUUCUUUUCAUUAUAUCUUGGACCUUAUUGCGCCUCAUUUUCUACCCUUUUUGGAUCCUUUGGAGUACAAGCUACGAGGUUACUCUAUUGUUUGACAAGAAAAAGCACCCAGUGGAUGGACCAAUAUAUUAUUAUGUGUUCAAUACUCUUCUCUUCAGCUUGCUUGUUAUUAACAUUUAUUGGUGGGUCUUGAUAUAUCGAAUGCUUGUUAAACAAAUCCAAGCAGGAGGCAAAGUUAGUGAUGAUGUUAGAUCAGAUUCUGAAGGUGAGGAUGAACACGAAGAUUGAUCUGGGAAAAAUUACAGAAAAUACGAAUUCUAUGCAACUCAUGCAAAGAUGAAGAAGUACCAUGUUUUAAAGUUUAGACAUUUGAUGUUCUCUUUGGCUUGAAUUCCCUUGUAACUGAGGGAGUAGUAUAUUGUUUUGAUCAGAUACAGAAGCAAUUGCAAAAGGUUCCCAUUGAUGGAAGAGACAUUUAUUGAUUGAUCAAGUCUUAUUGCCAUGCAGCUCCCUAGAUUUGGUUUGAGUCUCCUGGUUCAACACGGAAUUGUUGGAAGAAAACACACUAACUUGAAAGAGCAAUACUUACAUCUCAUGAACACAAGCCUGCCACCAGUGGGAAGGCUAAUGAACUCAGUCUCUUCGUUAAACCUUAUGUAGAAUCUAAGCUCUAUGGCUCCAUUGUAGGCUUAUGUGUCCAUGGUGAGCAGGAUUUAUUCCAUAUGGAUUCUUAGCUUAAACUGCUAGUCAUGUUUUACAGUUGUUUUAGAGUUGAUUUCCUGUAAAUUUUACAUGUUAUUAAUUUUUGGUUGAUGGGGAUGCAGUAUUUCUUCAAUCAAAGUCCCUUUUUUUGGGAUUAAAGCUUAAAUAUUGUGCAAGAUCAGAUGCUACCCAAUAAUGAAAUGCCUUAUUUCUGUGGCUUGUAAAGAGCUGACAACUAAAGGAUAGAAUCAUGUAACUUAACAUCUCGGGAGCUCAAGAUGUGAGGAUCAAGUGUUCCAUGUAUUGGAUGGCAUAUAAAUUGUAGUUUGCAAA